This is a messenger RNA of Truncatella angustata, 1422 nucleotides long. RefSeq lists its product as uncharacterized. Lineage: Eukaryota; Fungi; Ascomycota; Sordariomycetes; Amphisphaeriales; Sporocadaceae. Gene Ontology annotation, molecular function: oxidoreductase activity; FAD binding. The record is from RefSeq and is a predicted model, not a curated record. The transcript has a single exon. The coding region runs from base 1 to 1422 and encodes 473 amino acids.
AUGCCUUAUACCCGAUCGUUUGCCGAAUGUCUCGUUGUAGCACUGGGCGGCAUCUCUAGCUCGGUUCUACUACAAGGCCAGGCGAAUUAUACUGCUGCAGUGAAACCAUACAAUCUGGACAUCGCAGUCACGCCUGCUGCUAUAGUUUUCCCCGAGACUGCUGCUCAAGUCGCGGGAGUGGUUAAAUGUGCUGUCAAUGCAGGCAUCAAGGUACAACCCCGAUGCGGCGGCCACAACUAUGGUAACUUUGGUUCCUCGACUGGUGAAUUGUCGGUACACCUUGAUAAGCUGCGCAGCUUCUCAUUCGAGGAAGCGACUGGACGGGCUACAGUGGGUGGCGGUAUGCUUCUGGGCGAGCUCAACGAGAAUCUGUGGAAUGCAGGACAACGAUACCUCCCUCACGGCCUGAGUUUCUCCAUCGGGGUUGGCGGCCAUGCAACAGUUGGAGGAGUAGGUAUCACCUCUCGACCUGCUGGUCUCCUGACUGAUCAUAUCGUCGAAUCUGAAGUCGUGUUAGCCAAUGGGUCGAUCGUUCGUGCAUCUGAGAAGAAAAAUCGUGACUUAUUCUUUGCUAUACGUGGUGCUGGCGGGUCUUUCGGUGUCGUCACCAAGUUUAUCUUUCAGUCUGAUCCAGCACCAACCUCGAUUAUCAACUAUUCAUUUGCGUGGGUGACGUCUGACGCAGCAACAAGAGCCCGACUGCUGAAAGACUGGCAGAAAUGGAUUCGAGAUGUCCCCAUACCCGCUGAGCUAUCAUCAACCCUCACGAUCGCGCCAUCCGUGAUCCUGGUCGCAGGCGGCUUUUUGGGAACCCUGCAGCAAUUCAAGGCGCUGAACCUUACAACCCAUUUCCCUCCCCCACAGCAGACCACUGCCGAUGUUUACACCAGUUACCGCAACCUGUCCACGGUGUGGAGCAGCCAGAUGUUAGAGUCGGGCAUCGCUCUCCCUUCUUCCUUCUACGCCAAAUCCCUGCUCUUCAACAACGAAACCUUCAUCCCGGAUACAGCUGUCGACCAGUUUUUCAACUACUUAUCCGCCGCGGACACUGGGGCGGACUUCUGGGUCAUCAAUUUCGAGCUCGGUGGAGGAAAGAUCGGCGCCCUCCCUUCCACCGCCACCGCCUUCCCGCACCGCGAUGCCGUCUUCGCCAUGCUCAACCAGGGCACCACCACAGGCGCGGUGUCGCAAACCCUCGUGAAAUUCCUCAACAGACUGAGCAAGAUAGUGACCGACAGCCACCCCGGGGCCGCUUACGGAGGCUAUGCCGGCUAUGUCGAUCCCAGAGAGGAUAACGACGAGGCGCGGACGAGAUACUGGGGCACCAACCUCGCGAGGUUGCGGGCUGUCAAGAAAGUGGUGGAUCCAAACGAUGUUUUCCAUAACCAGCAGAGCGUUCCGCCCGCUGGAAGGAGGCCAUAG